CCCUCUCCAACGUCGCCAGCGUUGUCGCUCACGACGAGCUCACCCACACCGACACCGACGGUGCUCGGGUCGCGGUCGUGGUCGUGCCCGUACGACGAUGCUCCAGUUGCAGCUCGUGCAGUCCGCCUCUUCUGCGUACGCGCCCUCCAUGUCUGCCAGCCCUCGCCCGACGAGCCCAGUGAGCUCCUCCGCGCCGGCCGCACGCUCCAACCGCGUCUCUUCGAUACAACAGCAGGACUCGGAGUCGGUUCGCAGGCAGAGCAGGCUCCCGGAGCUGCUCACGCGUAAGCGUACCGCCUCAAUGCCGCACAGGAAGGAUAGGGAUGGUCAACCAGAUCCAUUCACAGCGCAUCCAACGGGCUCAUCCUCGUUCGUCACCUACGAGUCGACGACAUCUCCUAGCGCACCUUCAGUCCACUCCAUGUCUACGACAUCACCGUCGGCGCCACAACCGAGUCCUCUUACUGGCCUGCCCAAACGCGCGCGUGGGAGUAUGCUCCUGACUUCGGGCAUCUCGCUGCCGUUCUCGCGCUCGCGCAGCAAAUUCAAGAAAAGCCGCCUUCCCCCGCCACCCACGUCGUUUCUAUUCUCCGAGGUGAUAGAAAUAUCAGCUCCGCCACCACCACCACCAGAAGAGGAUGAAGAUCGCGAAAGGCUACGGGACGCAGCGGCCCAGUCAAUAGGAUUGGACCCUGUAUUGCUGGAAGAACGUGAGAGCACGUCGUCGCGUUCACAUACGCGCUCGUUCUCCCUGUCACAGGCGCAGUCGGAACGAUCCAGGUCGCGAUCGCGCUCACGGUCAAGGUCGCGUUCGUUGUCACCAGCAAGGACGCGCGCCCGCGCAGGUUCACGAGCCGGUGUAGAGACGCCCUCGGCAAGCACAUUGCCGCCGUUUCCGGCCACACAAACCGCCCUUAGACCCUGGGUGCAGCGGUCUUCGAAAGUGGCGAAGCACCAUCCUCCGUCUUCGUUGCUCCUCUUUGCACUUUCCAAACAAUGGAAGUCGCGAAUACUAGUUCUCACGUCUUCGCCGUCGGCGGCUUCGGGCCCGCGUACACAGACCACUUCUUUCUCGUCGCAUCCUCCGCCCUUCUCGAGCCAUUCCUUCUCGGCAUCCCAGCACGUGGCCCAUCUCCAUGUCUUCAAAUCCGCCAGUGGCGAUGACAAGGAGCUCGAGCGUGUGGAGAUCGGUGCUGACAGCGUGGUCUUCGUGAACGAGGAGGAGAUCGGUGGGCGGCGAGGUGUUGUAAAGGUUGGCGGCGUUGGCGGUGUUGAGAUGACACUGUCAAUGGUGGACCAGAAUGAGGCCCACAACUGGAUCACUGCCAUCAAGCAAGCGGUGCUCAGCGAAAGAUCGGUUCGCGCCGGAUUGGGUGCAGUAACGCACAGCAAUGGGGUCGAGCCCCGGGGCGACAUCGACGUCAUGCUGUCUAUGCGGGCGCAGGGAUUGUUCAAUGCGCCUGCGCCGAUAGUCACCUCGGGCACUACAUCUACGGUGCAGUCGUACAGCAGUGCAACCUCGCCGACCGCCACAUCUUCACCUACCCCCUCAUUACGAUCCGCGUCUCCUCAACACAAUCGCCCACCCUCCGUGGCUGUCUCGGCAUUGCGAGGUUUAUUCGGAGGCAAUCGACCACGGUCGCCGUCUGGCGCAACUCUCGACACAUCGUUCAGCUCCAUAUCGGAACACGGCAGCGGCGCCGAGACGCCUCCACUAGAGGACGCGUCAUUCGGCCGUGCAGGUACGAGCCUACUCGGCAUGUUGCGUUCCAACAGUAUAUCCAGUGAGCGGCCAAUGUCGCCUACGACUCCGAUGUCAUCCAGUCCAACCACGCCACGGGUUGGGAGUACGGCGCCUGCCGACUUGCCCAUACAGAUGGGUCUUAUUACCCCGACAUCCCCGGUGCCUACGCUAGACCAGAAGAUCUUGCAGGAUAAGGAUCGCGAGAGCCUGCUGCCAUCCAUUUCGCGGAACGGGAUCUCUGGCCUAGGCUUGACUGGCGUGAAUGGACAUGCCAAUGGGGCCGUGUUACGAUUCAACGGCAGCUCCGGACUGCCUCCGUUCGGCGGCUCGCCAUCACUUCAUCCCCCACCACGACGAAGAGCAUGGACCGCCAGUGGACCGCCGCCGACCAGCCGGAUGAGUAGUGAGCGCAACGGAUUCUCGUACACUCAUGGCAACGCCAGUGCUGCGGAAACCCUCGGAGUCAGACACAACGGCAGCGCGUUCUUGUCGCCGACGGCGUCUUCCCCCGCGUCUGCCUCCGCGUCGCCUUCGCCGGCAUCCCCGUCCUCGACUUCUAGCCCCAAGCUCACACCCAGCCCAAGUCUCAGCCCAAGUACUACCGCGAGUGCAAAUGGUGUGGGUUCGCCCGGGUCGCACCGUGCAUCGCAGGAUGGGCGUCCGCGGUCGUCAUGGUCAUCGGUGUCUUCGCUCGGAUCGAACGAGCAGCCCCAGCAGCACGUACCACGGACGUCGUUCGACUUCGGACCGAAGCGCUGGUCACGCCAGGCAAUGCUCCCGAAGCGGUCGACUCCUCCGAGCGGGCCGCCUCCCGCCACACCUCCGUCUGCUCCCACACCUCUGCCCUCGUCGCCAGGCCGUUCGUCACUGCACCAGCAACAACGGCAUCCGUACGCAGCGGACACCCCGCCAAGUCGCUCGCCAUCGCAGCGCUCGGCGCACAGUCCGCAGAGCAUUAUGUCCAGCUUUCAGAACUUCUCAAAGCGGGCGUCGGGCUCGUCGGCGCGCAGUGACAGCACGGUCAGUACGACGCAGAGUCGUACCGGGAGCAGUUUCUUGGGAAACACCCUAGCGCCACCUCAGCAUUCCCCGUCGCACGUGAGACCGAGAUCGUCGCAUCGAGUCUCCUCGCCACCUCCCCAGCGGCCGGUACCCAGCAUGGCACUGCCACCGACACCCAGACCCAAUAUCGACGAGUUUGGGCAGAGCGAGCUCCAGAUGCUGCCGCCACCCGAGGCCCCGCGCACGGUUCGGGCCUCUGGGUACCCCUCGCGCCCGCCACAUUCCGCCCCUGCGAUGAAGACGACUUUCAAGGAGACUUUCACGCUGCGGGCUGGCCGCUUCUCCCUGAUACCGCCGACGUCGCCGCCAUCGUCUGCGCUUCCACCGCGACCAGACGAGGUACAGGUGCCAAGUAGUCCGCGCCUCUCGCACUCACAUCGCCGUAGUAUGAGCAACGGCAGCCCCGUGCUUCCCACUAUCCCUGCGUCGCCCAUCCCACCCGACCCUCCACAAUCCCCAUUCAACGAGGCUCCUCCCCCGCCGAUCGCUCAGCAGUCUACGUCUGCGUCCACAUCUACGUCGUCCUCCCUCACCUCCCGCCCCACUCUCCUCAUCAAGCGCCGCCUACGCAUGCUCAGCGCGCCCUCCCCCGUGCCACCUCCCUCGAACCCGCUGCCCCAGCCUCCCUCCCCGGCGCCCUCGACGAUCAAUCCGUACUCCCUCCCUCCAACGCCUAUCGGCGAGCCGAUCAUCACGUUCCAAAACGACCCGAGCUUCUUCCUCAUGCUGUCGACGCCGCCGCAGACGCCCCUGUCCCCCACACUGGACAUGCGCACGCGCGUGCUGCCCCCGCCCCCAGAGCAGUCGCCGGACAUGCGCGGGAUUACGUCACUCUCGCCGCCACCCCGGCGCGGGUCGAAGCAGAUCUCCGUGCAGUACGAGGACGUCGAGGACGAGGACGAGCGCGCGGGCGUGCGGCAGAGCAUCGACGACGGCGCCGGGGACUCGCCGAUCCGCAAGCCGCUUUCACUUUCGCCGCACCUUUCACCGCACCAGUCGGUCGCGUCGCUGGAAGACGCGUGUAUAUAGAUUCCGUCUUUCGCUAUCGCUUUCGUCGUUCGCUUCGCUUCGUCUCACUCUAUACUUGAACCCCCUCCGCACUCCUCAAUCCCC
Messenger RNA from Trametes versicolor FP-101664 SS1, 3919 nucleotides. RefSeq lists its product as uncharacterized. The record is from RefSeq and is a predicted model, not a curated record. Bases 98 to 3835 code for a protein of 1245 amino acids. NCBI's taxonomy places the organism in Eukaryota, Fungi, Basidiomycota, Agaricomycetes, Polyporales, Polyporaceae. The transcript has 4 exons.